AUGGGGCAGGUCCUGGGCUUCGCCCACUGCAAAGAGUCUCCAUCCACGGCCUCCACCACGCCGGACUCCACGGAGGGCGGCAACGAGGAGUCGGACUUCCCCGAGCUGCCGCCGACGCCGGAGCCCCCCGAGGAGGAGGAGGAGGAGGCGGAUGAAGGCGCGGGGGGCCGGGGGGGCCCGCGGGAGCUCACUUUCUCCUACAUCGCCUUCGCCGGGGGGGGGGCGCCCCCCGGAGAACCGGCCGCCCGAGCCCGCCGCGACCCCCGCCGCGGGCGGCCCCCCCGCCUGAGCCCCGGGCCCGGCGGCGAGCGGGGGGCGCCCGCCCGGGGGCCGGACCCCCCCCGCGCCCCCCUCGUGCCCCUCGCCGACGGCCCCGACCCCCUCGAGGGGCUGCCGGGGCCGGGGGGGCUCCAGCCAGCACCCGCCGCCGCCGGGGAGCAGCCGCCCAGCCCAGUGUGGGAGCUGCUGUACUGGCGGGCGCCGGGGCGGUCGGCGCUGGCGCUGGCGGGCGCCCUGGGCGCGCUGCUCUGCCUGGCCCGCUUCAGCGCCGUCAGCGUGGGCGCCUACGGGGCGCUGGCCGUGCUGGCCGUCACCCUGCCGUUGCGGCUGCACCGGGCCGCCCUGGGGGUCCUGCGCCCCGGCCCCGCCGAGCACCCGUUCCGGGCGCAGCUGGAUGCGGCCGUGGGGCUGAGCCCCGAGCAGCAGCAGCGCUGCGCCCGGCGCCUGGGCCGCCACCUCGCCGCCGCCGCCCGCACCCUCGCCCGCCUCUUCCUCGUGCACAGCCUCCCCGAGUCCCUCAAGUUCGCCUUCCUGUUCUACCUGCUCACCUACGUGGGCGCCGUCUUCAACGGGCUGACGCUGCUCGGCAUCGGCGUGAUCGGCGCGUUCACCUUCCCCGUGCUCUACCGGCACCACCAGGCACAGAUCGACCAGUACGUGGGGCUGGUGAGGAACCACCUGAGCCACCUCCGAGCCAGGAUUCAAGCCAAGCUCCCAAGUGCCAAAGCGAAGCCGCAGUGACCCCGACGCCCCCCCCGCCCCUCGGGGUGCCCCUGCUGGGGUGGGGGUGGGGGGCCAGCGGGUGCCCCCCACCCUCACCCCGGGCAUGUCUGCCCCCCUCCCCCACCCGUGCACGGGGCAUUUACACUUUAAUAAAAACUCUUGUGACA
Molecule: messenger RNA, 1169 nt
Organism: Rhea pennata
Lineage: Eukaryota; Metazoa; Chordata; Aves; Rheiformes; Rheidae
Gene: RTN2
Product: reticulon 2
Exons: 9
Coding region: 1-1020 (339 amino acids)
Cellular component (GO): endoplasmic reticulum membrane
Source: RefSeq, a predicted model, not a curated record